AUGGACGAUUUCAUAUACGUCGCUAGGGACAGUACCAGUGAUAGUGCUAAACUGGUUGAGAUAUCCAGAAAUCUAGCUGACAGCCUCCGCACCCCUGAGAAGAGGGAUCAGCUGAGCAACUCAGGGAACGUUUUUACAGUUUUAAAUACUCAAUUACAACAAUCUAUAGCAUUGAAUAGUGAUCCACUGAAGCUGGAGAGGCUCACACAGCUUUGCCGAGUAACGGCUAAUAUCUGUCUCGAUAAUGAUACAAAUAGACAGAAGUUACUCGAUGCUGGUGUUCACUCCUCGGUAUUGGCACUACUGAACUCACUCACACCACAAGAAAUCUCAAACAAGUCACAUUCAGUCGUACUCAGGGCUGCAUUUGGUACAUUGCUCAACCUCAGUCAAGAUUAUGCUCCUUCACAAGAAGUUCUCAAUAGCGUUGAUGCCUUAUCAACCGUAUUCAAAUUCCUCAAUAGACGUACUAUUACAGCUGGUGAAUCUGAUACUGCAGUUUUACAUUCUUACAUUUAUGAAUGGGGUUGGCGAAUCGUCAACAAUCUCCUUUCCUCUGAACACGCUAAAGUUGAACCUGGUGUUACUGAAGCUGAAGCUUUGUUCUCUUGGGUUGAGGCAUUCCAGAAUGAUACAAUUACUAAGACCUACACUGGCCUAGACCAAGAUGACGAGCUUCAAGGUGUUUAUGAAGAAGAUUUGUCCUCUUUAGAGAGCGCAACGAUGUUACUUGAGACAUUUGCAUUUGAUUCAGAGACAGUUAGACUUUGCCUUGCUGACCAAAGUAAAUUGGAUGUUCUUUUAGCAUUCGCAGAGACGAAUGAACUCCCGAGAGCGUAUCUGGAGUCCGCCGACAACGCUACCAUCGACGAGUGGUCAAAGAUCUAUGAAGAAUGCAAAUCUGCUGUUGGAAAGUGUAUCGUUGGAAUUAGCAGUGAGGACAAACUCAUGAAUACCCUCUUUGAUCAUGGAAAAGGCUCAUUUGUUCAGAGGAUGUUGAUUUGGCUUAAUAAUGACCAACAGAGAUUGAACAUCAGCGGUACACUGGCAAUUGGAAAUCUGGCAAGGUCCGAAGAGAACACGACCACAAUCGUUAGAGACUUUAAUAUUAUACCACGUCUUGUGGCUUUACUUCAAGGUGACGAUGUUAAAGUCUCCCAUGCUAGUAUGAGUCUGCUGAAGAACUUGUCACUUCCUGUAUUAAACAAGGAAGUAAUUGGUAAGAGUGGUGCGAUUGAAGCAGCUCAGAAGUUCUUGUCAACCAGUUUUGCGCAUGUUCAACCACUUCAAUUUGCUACUGUUGGUUUCUACAAGCAUCUUUGCACACAACAACUUGAGAACACCCUCGCGAUUGUCAAUCAUGACCCACCUAUUCUUGAAGCAAUCAUCACUUUGAUAAACAAGAGCGACGAUGCAGGUAUCAAGAGCGAAGGAACGCGCGUGUUUGUGCAUGGGAUCAAGUCUUGUUGGAUGUCUACAGAUAUAUCUGCACAAGAAGCUAGAUCACGCUUUAUACAGCAGCCAAUAGCCAAAGUUUUAGUGGAACUCUUGUGCAACACUCGCAAAUACCAAAUAUUGACCAACGAGGCUAUCAUGGCACUAACCUUGCUUGCUUCUGAUCCAGCAGGCGCUAACUACAUACUUGAAGAGAAUGAUAACCUUGCAUCUACGCUUAAGCAAUUGUUGCAAGAUCAGAAUGAAGUUAACAAGAAAUUGAAGCUCAACAUCUGUGUCUUUUACUCAAACUUGAUAUUGAAACAGACUGAACAAAAGUUGAACGCGGAAGAGUUAAAGAACUCACUUGAAUCUGAUAUCAAAUUAUUGACUGAAGAUAGUGAUAGCGAGUUAUCAAAAACUGCUGCGACAGUCAUAGCAGCAACAAACGCCAACUAA
This is a messenger RNA of Wallemia mellicola CBS 633.66, 1893 nucleotides long. Its product is annotated as ARM repeat-containing protein. Gene Ontology annotation, cellular component: cytosol. The transcript is spliced from 12 exons. The record is from RefSeq and is a predicted model, not a curated record. Gene Ontology annotation, molecular function: guanyl-nucleotide exchange factor activity; protein binding. The coding region runs from base 1 to 1893 and encodes 630 amino acids. Gene Ontology annotation, biological process: positive regulation of GTPase activity. Lineage: Eukaryota; Fungi; Basidiomycota; Wallemiomycetes; Wallemiales; Wallemiaceae.